Molecule: messenger RNA, 837 nt
Organism: Xenopus tropicalis (tropical clawed frog)
Lineage: Eukaryota; Metazoa; Chordata; Amphibia; Anura; Pipidae
Gene: or16b1d
Product: olfactory receptor family 16 subfamily B member 1D
Exons: 2
Coding region: 1-837 (278 amino acids)
Biological process (GO): signal transduction; G protein-coupled receptor signaling pathway
Cellular component (GO): plasma membrane; membrane
Molecular function (GO): G protein-coupled receptor activity; olfactory receptor activity
Source: RefSeq, a predicted model, not a curated record
AUGGUAUUGGAGACUUCCAAGGAGGCAACACGGAGCGUAUUGACCACUGCGAUGACCCAGGCUAGGAAAGUGGCUAAGGAAGCCAUCACAAAUGCAGAGGGGAAGCUGUCUCUGGCUGAUGUUUUGCUCAGUACCAGUAUUACUCCAAAUUUGUUGCGGUUAUUACUGAAUGGAGGCGGCACAAUAUCUGCUACUGGUUGUAUCACUCAGUUCUACUUCUUUUGGGUUUCAGGAGCUUCAGAAUUUUACCUCCUCACAGCCAUGGCCUAUGACCGAUAUCUGGCCAUCUGCUCCCCACUUCAUUAUGCCUCCAUUAUGGGUUUCAGGCUUUGCCUCUAUAUGAGUCUUUGUUCUUGGGGCUUAGCCAUUGUAAUAAGUAUGAUUAUGAAUCUUCUGAUACUUAAUCUACAGUUCUGUGGCCCAUUUUUUAUAGAUCAUUAUUUCUGUGAUUUGUCACCUCUUCUUGAACUUUCUUGCACAGAUUAUAAACUAGUUGUAAAACUAACACUAAUGAUAUUGACCAUACCUUUUACAAUUUUCCCUUUUUGCUUCAUCAUUUACACUUACGUUUCCAUUGGCCUUGCCAUUCUCAGGAUCUCCUCUACUGAAGGAAGACACAAAGCCUUCUCCACUUGCAGCUCCCAUUUAAUAGUUGUGUGCAUGUACUAUGGGUCUCUUCUAAUAGUUUAUAUGGUACCAUCCAAGGGGCAUCAUUUCAAUAUUGAUAAAAUACUGUCCCUUCUAUACACAGUUGGAACCCCAUUUUUCAACCCAGUUAUAUACAGCCUGAGAAACAAAGACAUUAAAGUUGUUCUACUGAAACACUUGCGGAACUGA